Prorocentrum cordatum is the source of this 1959-nucleotide messenger RNA. The record is from the annotation of a GenBank genome assembly. NCBI's taxonomy places the organism in Eukaryota, Dinophyceae, Prorocentrales, Prorocentraceae.
AUGGGACUUCCUCGGCCUCCUCGCCGUGGCCUUCUCUCACUGCGCGCUCCUCGCCGGCGCCCGGGAGGGCCCGCGGUCGAGCGCCCGGCUCCUCCGCGCCCUCCGCCUGGCGUGGCUGCCGAGGCUGGCGGGGCUGUCGCGGAGGCUGGGCGGGCACGGCUGUGCCCGCUGCGCCCGGUGGCCCCGGCGGCCAGCUCCGCGUGGGGCCUCGGGGCGCUGGCCGCUCUCCGGCGCCGUUCGCCGGGGGCGGCAGGCGCUGCGCACAUUGGCGUCGAGCUAAAAGCGCGGCUUGAGAGAGGCGAGCUGGACCAGCCCUGGAAUGAAGAGCUAGGCCUCUGCGCCACGCAGCUCGGGCGGGAGCGCUGGUAUCGAAAAAGUGAGGUCGACCCCGCGAGUCACCACGCUGAUCUUGCCGUCGCCUACGUGGCCGCGGAUCCGUACGGUUGGCCUGGGCGCGGCGACGCCAACCGAGGGGACGCGGAUGCAGAACGCUCGCUCGAAGAGCGCCGCAUCCUGGGCUUGCAUACGAGUCUGCUGCAGCGCGAGCGGUACGUGGGUGUCGGUUUCUGGAAGCUGGUGCUGAAGGGCCUGUGGGCGGACGAGCCUGGCGGAUAUCCGGGGCCCGCUUUCGAGACGAAGGCGGAGUUUGUUCGAGGCACCCGUCCGGGUAACUGGCCCUUGGGGCUGGAGGGCACCGAGGACAUCCGGGUGUGCGAUCUGGGAGGAUCCCAGUUGGCUGCCCAUCUGCGCGCUUUUAUUUGGCGCGGCAACAGCGACGGCAGUUUCAAGGCAUCGCUGAUCAUGAUCUUCCUCGGGGUCGUUCCUUUCCUUCAGAGCUUCUUGGCAGAGCAGAUUGUCGAGGGAGCAGGAGUAUUCACAUCCUCCGAUGUACGGCUAGGAGCGUGGCUGCAGGCUAGACCCUGUUUGUUUGCGCUCGCACUCGGCACCGUGGAAUUAUUCUCCCAUUACAUGUCUUUUAAAUUCUGGACAACAGUUCCUAAGUACGGCGUUCUUCGCCAGUUCCAGUCUUUCUUCGGGAGAAGGUGUCUCCAUGUUCUCAGGACGCAGGCUGGUCCUCGACACAACGAGCCGACAUGUGUUCACGAAGAUCGCUUCAGGAAGUCGCCUGGGCUCUGCCAAGCAGUUGUUAACUACUGCUGCGAAGCUGUCGUGUUGAACCUUUGGGGGAAGUCGUUCGACCUCAUGCGCGCGAAAGCAUCGUUGAUUGCUUCCCUGCUGUUGAUAGUUUACGCCAUGGUGUCUGACGAAGCAACAGGUGGCGACAGCGGAUCCCACUGGUCAGCGUUUAGUGUUAACUUCUGUCGCUACGGUUGGUGCAUUUUCUUAUUCAUGGCGCUGAACGCUGCGUUGUUAAGCGUCAAUGUGUUCAUCCGGACGCAGCAGUCCGUGGACGUUUGGGGCGUGGCAACCAAAGCUAAGAUAAACAUGCUCUCGUUGCAGCAGGAACUCAUGUGCCGCAUGAUGUCCGAAGGGAGACACAGACGCGGACUCCCCCUGGACAGUACGGAUCAACAACUUUUGGACGCAGCUUGCAGCGAUUGGCACGACGCGUGCAGAAUAUAUGGUAACCGAGACUUCCACACUUGGUUCUCUUCUUGGAUCGUGACAGACGUGUUCAACAGCAUGCUGAGCAGCUUCUCCUUCAUGCUCUGCACUCUUGUAUUGCUCUUCGAAAUUUUCGACGGGCGCAUGCGGGUUGGUACUUUUGUUAUGGCGCUUGGGUCGGUGCGCUCCAUUAGUGGUGCAUUCGCCACCACGCUCAGUUACCAUUUCAGUAUGCCCGAGGGCUACGUUGCCCUACUUUACCUUGCGCAGAUAUGCAACAUGAAUGUUCCCGGGGAUGACGAGGGCAACCACGAAAAAGAGCCCGGCGGUGAUCGCUUGACCAGCACAAGCCUGCUCCAGUAUAAGACACAAGACCGCGCCUCCUACCCCUGA